GAAAGACGAGAGACGAAUGACGAGGUGAUAUGCUCUAGAGAGUCCAACGAAACAAACAUCAGCCAGUCUAGUCCUUGGUCAGCUCUUCUCAAUCAAGCCACGCCGCAGAGCUGCAGGGCUCAGAAUCCUCUCAUGGCGCGGCAUACUCUCACCAUUCGACCGUAUAGAAAAUCGUCCCCAACCAACGAAGUAAAAGUCUGCAAGAACUAUUCGAUUCGCAGCUGCCAGAUACCAACGCUCCACUUGGAGCUGUCAGUUUGA
Molecule: messenger RNA, 261 nt
Organism: Colletotrichum costaricense
Lineage: Eukaryota; Fungi; Ascomycota; Sordariomycetes; Glomerellales; Glomerellaceae
Exons: 1
Source: RefSeq, a predicted model, not a curated record